Molecule: messenger RNA, 2103 nt
Organism: Gadus morhua (Atlantic cod)
Lineage: Eukaryota; Metazoa; Chordata; Actinopteri; Gadiformes; Gadidae
Gene: c19h1orf216
Product: chromosome 19 C1orf216 homolog
Exons: 3
Coding region: 155-1687 (510 amino acids)
Source: RefSeq, a predicted model, not a curated record
GGUUUUUUUUUUUUUAAUCAUACGGAUUGGGUUCGAGAGUUCGUGUUUGUGUCGAUCCUUUGGUUUAUGUAAGGAGGAGAUAGGACAGUUGGGAUGGUCUCCUCUGAGGGAGGAUAGAGGCUGGCUGCUCGGCCCGGAGACACGCAGUGAGGACAUGGGUGAGGCUCAGUCAAGGUCGAGGAUGCUCCACGUCCAGGACCCCGCUCAGGGGCCCGCCUUCGAGGGCCGUGGCCGGGGCCCCGUCGGUGGCACCUCUUCGUCCCCAUCCUCUUCUUCCUCGCUGCAGAACAGGAAACACGACAAGGACAGCAACUUCAACUUCCUGCCGCCGGGGGGGAAGAGCGAUGAGAACCGCAACCAGAACCACCAGGGGCGCCCGCGGAACCUGAGCCCCCUGGGCCGGGACCACCAGUCCUCGGGCCCCCCUCCCCCACCGGGGCCCCCCUCCUCCCCCUCCCACCACCUCCUCUCCCCCCUGUCCCGCUUCCCCUGCUGGAGCCCCCUGGAGCCCCUCCCCGAGAUCGAGAGCGGGGACGACAGCUCCGGCCGCGUGCCCCCCGACGGCGCCGAGGAGCGCGGCCCCCCGACGCCCGAGACCGGGGCCCCGCCCCGCCUGGGGGGAGGCCCCGCCCCCAAGGGCCCCGUGAUGACGGCGGCGAUGAUGAAGAACAUGAACCGCAACAACGAGAAGGAGCGGGUCCGGGAGGUCAGAGGUCAGCAGGGGGAGGAGCAGGAGGAGGAGGAGGGGGAGGAGGAGGGGGAGGACCAGAGGGACGAUGAAGAGCGCGUGAGGGAGCUGGAGGACGAUGACGAGUGGGGCGACAGCGGCUCCGACCUCGAGCUGAGCUACCGCUCCGGGGGCAGUGUGUCCUCGCUCAACCUGCAGAGCGGCGAGGACGGAGGGGGCGGAGUCCUCCUCCCGGGCCCCUGGGACCGCAUGGGCGUCGGCCAACCCAAGGCCCCCCCCCACCUCACGGAGCCACCACCAGGCCCCCCCACCGCCGCCACCGCCGCCUCCGCCGCCUCCGUGCACGCUAGCGCUGAGAGAGGCGCGGCCAAUACCCAGAGAGGCGUGGCCACCAACGACAGAGGCGUGGCCACCACCGAGAGAGGCGUGGCCAACAAGGAAAGAGGCGUGGCCCCAACCACGCGAGUCAUGUCCCCGCCGAGCAAACACGACCGCGUAGACGACGACGAGUCCGACGGCCAGAGACCCGUCGCGAUGCAGCGGCGACCCCCGCCGGGCGGCCGGGCCCUCCCGCUCCACCACCUCAUCGUCGAGGAAGAAGACGAAGAGGACGAAGACCGAGAGGAGGAGGAGGAGGAGGAGGAGGAGGAAGAGGAGCGGGCCCGUCGCCAGUCGUCGGACUCGGAGGGCGAGCCCCUGCUGGACACGGCUUGGACGCUGCGGGAGCGCGAGCGCUUCAAGGCCCAGGAGAUGGAGCGCCACCAGGUGCAGCUCACCAUGUACCGCCGGCUGGCGCUGAUCCGCUGGGUGCGCACGCUGCAGGGCCACGUGGCCGGCCAGCAGGACCGCCUCCAGGCCAGCUUCGACGUCGUCCUCACCCACCGCAAGGAGCUGCUGCGCAUGGGCGCCGCCGCCGCCGCCACCGGGGGCGUGGCCGGGGGCGUGGCCUCCGCGGCCGCCCCGCCCCCUGUCAACACGGCCGUGGUCGGCCAGUCGUAGAGGAGGAAGGAAAGGAGGGCGUGGGGACGGAGGGGUGGAGGGUGGGAGUCGAGGAGAACAUUUUUUUCUUAGCGCUUGCUAAGAGGCGGACUGAUUUGUUCUCGACUUGGAACCAAGAUGGCCGCCGUUUGAUCUUGACCUUUUGAAACUGGCAAUCAGGUUUCCUUUCAGGGUUAGUGUUGGUGGUUCCUCAUUGGUGGAACCCAUUCAUUAAUGUUCCCUUCCAGAGUCUAUAUCCCCCGAUGUGUUCCUGUUGUCUGUAAAUAUGAGUGUAAUAUCCGAUAUCAAUCUAUGGCAGUCAUCGCUCACUGGAACCAAACGCCCUGGCCAGGCCCUGAAUUAUCUCCAUAAAUCUGUAUAUGAAAUGUCUAUCAAAGAAAAAGCAUGCAUGAUGAUUAAAGAUAUAUAUAAUAUAU